This is a messenger RNA of Catharus ustulatus (Swainson's thrush), 2461 nucleotides long. It is a transcript of the gene CLMP, whose product is annotated as CXADR like membrane protein. Gene Ontology annotation, cellular component: cytoplasmic microtubule; membrane; cell surface. The record is from RefSeq and is a predicted model, not a curated record. NCBI's taxonomy places the organism in Eukaryota, Metazoa, Chordata, Aves, Passeriformes, Turdidae.
UCUUGCUGGAAAUCAGCUCUACCUCACCCACAUGACUGGUCUUCACUAUUAAUCCCAGCUGAUGGCAGGGAGGGGCUCUAGUGGGAGGCAGCCAUGUGGUGAACAUUGAGCUCAGUGUUUUUUCCCCCUGCUUCUCUCCUCUCCAGACAGGCAAAACUGUUCUGUGCUGCCGUGGAUGUGAAGCCCUCUCCGUGCUGCCUCUGCUUCUUCUCCCCCAAAACUCUCAGGGCCCUGAAUUUGCAGCCUCAGAGAUCCCAAAAAAAAAAGCUCUGCUGGAUCUGGAUGGAAGAUGGACCAGGGGAUGAAUAGCAGGAGGGGAGGAAGAGUGAAGUUGGUUAUUUUUCUGGCACAUGGAUGCAAUUACAGUCAGUGCAUUCCAGAGGCGUUCCUUUGAAUCCUGUGCAGGUCUGCCUGCCGUCCUUGGGAGAGAGGAAGAAAAAGGGAGGAAAAGUCCCUCUUGGGGAGAGAAUGUCUGCAUUUCCAAUCCUCUUCUUAGCUUGCUGUUCUGCUUGGCUCUGCGAGGCUCAGAUUGAAUUCAAGAGAGUGGCAGAAGAAAACGUGACCCUGCCCUGCCACCACCACCUGGGGCUGCUGGAGCAGGGCAGCCUGGACAUCGAGUGGCUGCUGCACAUCUCUGAGACCGUGCAGAAAGCGGUGAUCACCUACUCUGGGGGCCGUGUUUAUGAUGACCUGAACCAGGAGCAGAAGGGCCGUGUUUCCUUCACCUCCAACUUCCUGGCAGGAGAUGCAUCCCUGCACAUCAUCUCGCUGCAGUCCAGCGAUGCAGGGACAUACAUCUGCAAGGUGAAGAAAGCCGGGCAGUACGAGUGGGUUCACAUCACCCUCAACGUCAGAAAACCCUCCAAGCCCAAGUGCUGGCUGGAGGGGGAGCUGCUGGAAGGGAAGGAUCUGUUCCUGCAGUGCCGCUCCGCCUCGGGCACCGAGCCCAUCUCGUACCGCUGGCAGCGCCUGAGCGAGGAGCGCAGAGCCGAGCACCUGCCGCCCAACUCCAGAGUCAACAUCUCGAACCCGGGCCAGGUGCUGCUGAAGAACCUGACCCAGCUGAGCACGGGGCUGUACCAGUGCGUGGCCACCAACGAGGCGGGGCAGGAGAGCUGCGCCCUGCAGGUGACAGUGCAGCGUGCACAAAACAUCGGCAUGAUCGCCGGGGCAGUGUGUGGAGUGCUGCUGGGGCUCUCCCUGCUCUUCCUGGUGGUCAGGCUGACAAUAAGGAGGAAAGAAAAGAAGAGAUACGAGGAAGAGGAGGCACCGAAUGAAAUCAGGGAGGACGCGGAGGCCCCCAAGGCGCACCUGGUCAAACCCAGCUCCUCUUCCUCGGGCUCCAGGAGCUCCCGCUCGGGUUCCUCCUCCACCAGGUCCACAGCCAACAGUGCCUCCCGCAGCCAGCGGACUUUGUCCACCGAGGCCACCCCCCACCUGACCCCGCCGCAGUACGGGCAGCGGCAGGAGCACCGGAGGGAGCCCGAGCCCAGGAAAGCGGAUCCCAGCGCGGGCAGGAUGGGAGCGCCCGCCGUGAUGGUGCCAGCGCAGAGCCGCGCCUUCCAGACCGUGUGAGUAUCCUCGGAGUAUCCCUGGAGUAUCCUCGGAGUAUCCCUGGAGUAUCCUAGGAGUAUCCCUGGAGUAUUCUCGGAGUAUCCCUGGAGCAUCCCCGGAGCAUCCUCGGAGAAUCCCUGCCCUGGAGUAUCCCUGGAGCAUCCCCGGAGCAGCCCCAGAGCAUCCUCGGAGUAUCCCCGGAGCAUCCUCGGAGUAUCCCUGGAGCAUCCCCGGAGUAUCCCCGGAGCAUCCUCAGAGCAUCCUCAGAGCAUCCCAGGAGCAUCCCUGGAGCAUCUCUGGAGCAUCCUCGGAGUACCCCUGGAGCAUCCCCGGAGCAGCCCUGGAGCAUCCCUGGAGCAGCUCUGGAGCAUCCACGGAGCAUCCUCGGAGAAUCCCUGCCCCGGAGUAUCCCUGGAGCAUCUCUGGAGCAGCUCUGGAGCAGCUCUGGAGCAUCCACGGAGCAUCCUCGGAGAAUCCCUGCCCUGGAGUACCCCUGGAGCAGCUCUGGAGCAUCCCUGUCCCGGAGCAUCCCUGUAGCAGCCCCAGAGCAUCCUCAGAGAAUCCCCAGAGCAUCCCCGGAGUAUCCCUGGAGCAUCCCUGGAGCAGCCCUGGAGUAUCCUUGGAGUAUCCUUGGAGUAUCCCUGGAGCAGCCCCAGAGUAUCCCUGGAGCAUCCCCGCAUCCUCGGAGAAUCCCUGGAGCAGCCCUGGAGAAUCCCCAGAGCAUCCCUAGAGCAGCUCCAGAGCAUCCCCAGAGAAUCCCCGGAGUAGUCCCGGAGUAUCCCUGGAGCAGCCCCGGAGCAUCCCUGGAGUAUCCCUGGAGCAGCCCCAGAGUAUCCCUGGAGUAUCCUUGGAGCAUCGCCAGAGCAGCCCCGGAGCAUCCCCGGAGCAUCCCUAGAGCUGUCCCAGA